AUGAAACUGCACUGGGGCUCAUCGUGUUUCUUCCGCAGAUCCGGUGCAGCGGCGGGAAAAUUUCCUCCGGGCGAGCUCUUCCCGCCCGCGCCCAGACCCUCGCUCCCGCCAUUCUCCCCGCCGCCGCCGCCGUUCCCUUCGGUUCCUGCGGGAGCGCCGCCGCCGCCGCCGUUCACUUCGGGUCCUGCUGGGCAACCGCCGCCAGCACCUCUUGCUGCAGGAUGGCAAGCCGUACCUGGUGGGAGUGGUGCGAUUCAUUCCCCUAAAGCAAACCAAUGCUCAAAUCCCUGGGGAGGUUAUGUUAAUUUCUUCCAGCAACCACCAUUUUCUGCACCGGACCAAAAUUUCCAUUUUGUUGGGCUUACUCAUUACUUUGCACAAAUCUCUCCGUCACCACCACCACCACCAUCGGCACAAGGACAAUCCUCACAUCAAGUCCCCAUUGACAUUGAUGGCGAAAACACUGUCGAGACAAGUAGGACAGCAAAGAGAAGGCAUUGGUCACAUGAAGAGGAAGUUCGAUUGGCGAGUGCUUGGCUGAACAACUCUAAUGACCCAAUAAGAGGGAAUGACAAGAAAGGCGAUACAUUUUGGAAGGAUAUCACUUCAGAGUCCAACAAGAACGCAGCAGCAGGUCGUGAAAGGGACACUAACCAACUGAAGAUUCAUUGGUCACGCUUGAAGACAGUUAUCGCCGACUUCAAUGGAUGUUAUACUAAGGUGACUAGAGUGAAUAAAAGUGGGGCAUCUGAUGAUCAGUUGAUGGAUGAGGCACUUGCACUGUAUACAGAACAGUAUAAGAAGUCUUUCACUUUGUUCCAUACAUGUUGAUGAUGACUUAGGGACUAAGCGUCCAAUUGGGAGGGAUGCAGCCAAGGAAAGCGCAAGACGUAAUGGCAAGCGGAAGACUGAAGAGAUUAUUGAAGGUUUUGCAAUCUUAGGAGGUAAUAUAGAUAAGAUAGUUGCAGUAACGCAAGAGCGCAAGCAGGCGCGUGAGAAGACCACAGAGGCACAUCUUGAAAUCUCAAGAAAUAGACUCAAGUCAGCACAAGAUGAAAAGGAAGCAAAACUGCGGCAAGUCUAUGAUUCAUUGCUUCAGCAAGACACAAGUCAGAUGACAGAAGAAUCAAAGGCUAGAAGAGAUAAGACAUUGGCGGCGAUUGAGAAGAAGCUAUUCAGUAACAAUGAUGAAGUGUGAUGCGCUUUUGUUUUAUUCUUGAGCAAUCUGACAUGCUACUUCUUUCUGUUAUCUAUCAUGCUGAUUGUGAGCAUGCUAUUUCUUUCUGUUCUGCCAUACUAUUUGUGAGCAUGCUAUGGAACUCAGCUAUGGAACAAAAUAUGUCCCUUGUUAUCUUUCUUUUGCCCUGAUUUGGAACACUGCAGGCAGUCAAGUGCAUCCUUGAGUUUGGGUUACUAUCUAUGUAAUAUAUUUUAUAUAUGUGA
Messenger RNA from Panicum virgatum (switchgrass), 1443 nucleotides. RefSeq names its product protein diaphanous homolog 1-like. The record is from RefSeq and is a predicted model, not a curated record. The transcript is spliced from 4 exons. Lineage: Eukaryota; Viridiplantae; Streptophyta; Magnoliopsida; Poales; Poaceae. The coding region runs from base 1 to 831 and encodes 276 amino acids.